CCUGUGUACGGUUGCCAAGCGACGGCGUCCGCACCCACGGCCUGAGGCGGCGGCGCGGCCCGGGCCGGGUCUGACGGCAGAGACCGAGGGAGGAAACUGGGGGCGCGGGGGGACCCGGGCGGACGCAGGGAGUCCAGGAGAGCGGCCAUGUCCGUCCCCUUCUCCACCACCAGCGUGAGGGUGCCCGCCGGCUUCCAGAACCUGCUGGAGGGGCUGGUGCGGGAAGUGCUGCGGGAGCAGCCCGGAGACGUGGUGGCCUUUGCAGCUCAGUACUUCCAAAGGCUGCUGGAGCAGAGAGAGGCCGGCGCCGUUGAUCCGGUGGCAUGGGGAGCCCUGUUGGAGGACCACCGCCUCACCUGGCCCCCUUCCCAGGAACCGAAGGAGGCCAAGGACACGGGGGCAGCACCAGGGGGAGCAGAGAGCACCCAGGGCACCGACACGCCGUGAUUCCACCCCAAAAUGCAGAGAGAGACGCCCAGGGGGUGCACGUUCCCAUAACCCUCAUGAACCAGGACACCUCCCCAGGGACACGACCCUAGUGCUUGCCCCAAAUCUCCCAUUUCCUACCAUCCGACUCCAAAACAAAAAAAAACUCCUCAAUCCCACCCUGGCUCCUGCCUUUCUCCUGGGGGCUCCCAUCCCACCCCUGUGGCGCUGUUUUAAUGAGGACUUUUAUUAAUGAGGUCCUGACCGUUAUUAGCGCUGCUCACCUGAGAUUUCUCCCCGAAAACUCCCGGGUUUGGGGCUGAGCUGAGCACAGGUUGGUAUUUUUAGCCUCUAUAUUUAGGCCCCUGCAUCCCUGGAGGUUGGAAGAAACUUAAUAACAUCCCGGCGUGAAGAAA
Neopelma chrysocephalum (saffron-crested tyrant-manakin) is the source of this 842-nucleotide messenger RNA. RefSeq names its product sperm autoantigenic protein 17 (gene SPA17). The record is from RefSeq and is a predicted model, not a curated record. Gene Ontology annotation, molecular function: calmodulin binding. Lineage: Eukaryota; Metazoa; Chordata; Aves; Passeriformes; Pipridae. Bases 148 to 447 code for a protein of 99 amino acids. The transcript is spliced from 4 exons.